Molecule: messenger RNA, 99 nt
Organism: Protopolystoma xenopodis
Lineage: Eukaryota; Metazoa; Platyhelminthes; Monogenea; Polystomatidea; Polystomatidae
Source: the annotation of a GenBank genome assembly
AUGACAAGACUUACUGAUGAUACCGACCACGAGGCCGGCGAUACGUCCGACGCUAGGAAUUAUGAUAACUACUAUAGCAAAGGACUUCGGGCCAGGUGA